This is a messenger RNA of Hyla sarda, 1848 nucleotides long. It is a transcript of the gene SIRT5, whose product is annotated as sirtuin 5. The transcript is spliced from 9 exons. NCBI's taxonomy places the organism in Eukaryota, Metazoa, Chordata, Amphibia, Anura, Hylidae. The record is from RefSeq and is a predicted model, not a curated record. The coding region runs from base 212 to 1141 and encodes 309 amino acids. Gene Ontology annotation, molecular function: protein-succinyllysine desuccinylase activity; NAD+ binding; protein-malonyllysine demalonylase activity.
GCUUUGGUGGAGGGAGCUGAUCCCCCAUUGUCAGCAGAAUGUGAAUGCCAUUCUCUGUGCACACGUAGCACUUUAUAGAGUGAGAUGCCUGGAAUCGCACGUCUCCUGCCUUUCACUCCCAUCCCAGCCUCCGCAGCGCUUCUCCCCUAUUCUUCAAGGCUCAGCUGCAUACUUGUCCUUUGCCUGUCUCAUGCUGUUCUAGUUGCUCCUAAUGAUUUUUCUUCCGUUGCACACCCGAAGGCUCGUAACCCACGUUUACUGUGGGUUAAAACUUGGAUCAGGUCAGAAGGGGUUAAAUGUGGAAAUGACACGUCCGAGCUCUAAUUUGGCAGAAUUUCGAGAAGCUUUUGCUAAGGCAAAACAUAUAGCUGUGAUUACGGGAGCUGGUGUCAGCGCAGAGAGUGGAGUGCCCACCUUCAGGGGCAGUGGAGGGUUCUGGAGGAAAUGGCAAGCACAGCACUUAGCAACUCCUGAAGCUUUUGCAAGGAAUCCAUCCCGUGUAUGGGAAUUUUAUCACUACCGUAGAGAAGUGAUGCUGACGAAAAGCCCCAACCCAGCACAUCUGGCCAUCGCAGAAUGUGAAUCCCGGCUUAGCAAACAGGGGAGACGAGUGGUGGUGAUAACACAGAAUAUUGAUGAGCUGCAUCGCAAGGCAGGGACACGCAAUCUGUAUGAAAUUCAUGGUAGCUUGUUUAAGACUCGAUGUACCACUUGCGGAAGUGUAAGCGAAAACUACAAGAGCCCUGUGUGCCCUGCCCUUGAAGGAAAGGGGGCACCUAAUGCUGAUGUACAAGAUGCUGCUAUUCCAGUAGAGGAUCUACCACGAUGUGAAGAAAAGGGUUGCAAUGGCCUCCUACGACCUAAUGUGGUAUGGUUUGGGGAGACGUUGGACUCCAAUCUUCUAGGAGAUGUGGAAAAAGAGUUGGAAACCUGUGACUUAUGCUUGGUGGUUGGAACUUCUUCUGUUGUUUAUCCUGCUGCCAUGUUUGCACCACAAGUGGCUGCAAGAGGGGUACCUGUAGCAGAGUUCAACAUGGAAAGCACCCCAGCAACUAUGGGUUUUACGUUUCACUUCCAGGGACCCUGUGGAACAACAUUGCCUCCUGCACUUGCUCGCCAUGAAUCAGAACUCAUCUCUUAAAUCGAAUUACACAGCAGAGCAAAAUGGUUGUCAAUGUAAAUUUGGUGUGUGAACACGAAGACUGCAAAGUGGCAGAAUCAUCCAGAUUAAUUUGCCCAUUUGGCUGGUCCUGUUCAUGUUUCCAGGGCAUAGUACAGUAUUAUGGACAUUGUAUUGCACGAAAAACAUGUCUCAUGAUUGAGCAUACAAAAUAGUCCUAAAAUGUUAAUGAUGGGUGAUCAAGUGGGCAGCUUUUGUGUGUAUGACUGAUCAAAUGUCCUAAAUGUUGGACCUUUGUUUAUAUUAAAAAGAUUGUCCAUUGACACUUUUUACAUGUUACCUUGUUCUCUGUAACUACCCGGUAUACAUUUAAUGUUACAGAUAUUGGCCUAUAUUUAUCAAUCUACUUAAAACCAAUAUGAUUUGGUUUUGCCCAUAGCAACCAAUCAGCUGUGAUUGGUUAUUAUGGACAAAACCAGACAGUUUUGGUUUCAGGUAGGUUGAUAUAUCUGGGCCAUAGUGUUGAAUUUAUUACAUUACUGUUACUCUGGUCUGGAGUAUAUGCCAUUCUGUUUCUGGUGUGUUACCUUUUAUCCACUGUGUCAUUUAACUGUUAAAAUGACAACAAGCAAAGACACUUUUUUGGGAGCCGAUGAGAAUGUUUGAUUUAUUUUAUUACUAAUACAGCUGGGAAAUUAUUUCUAAAGCUAAUAAACUUUACAAUGAGA